GUCUGAGCCCUCCUUGGCUCUUACAAUGCUCACUUGUUUUCACAAUGCAGCAAAAUGAAAUGCCUUAGAAAAAGAGUAACAUUCCAGAAAACGGUGUAAUUUAUUUUUCUUCCUUAAUUGCCCCAUCUGUGGAGGAUUUCUUUGCUGAACACCACAUCAAAGAGUUCACCCGGAGGACCAGCAGGGUGACGCACAGCUUCUCCAAGAAACUGGCUUGCAGACCUGGGGGGAGGGACACUGAGUACAGUUCUAGGAGUGGCCACCCCACAGUCACUGAGAUCAGGCUUUCCAGGGAUCUUCUGCAUUUAAAAUAGAAGAGGCAUCAUGCUGAAGAGGGAGGGGAAGGUCCAACCUUACACUAAAACCCUGGAUGGAGGAUGGGGAUGGAUGAUUGUGAUUCAUUUUUUCCUGGUGAAUGUGUUUGUGAUGGGGAUGACCAAGACUUUUGCAAUUUUCUUUGUGGUCUUUCAAGAAGAGUUUGAAGGCACCUCAGAGCAAAUUGGUUGGAUUGGAUCCAUCAUGUCAUCUCUUCGUUUUUGUGCAGGUCCCCUGGUUGCUAUUAUUUGUGACAUACUUGGAGAGAAAACUACCUCCAUUCUUGGGGCUUUCGUUGUUACUGGUGGAUAUCUGAUCAGCAGCUGGGCCACAAGUAUUCCUUUUCUUUGUGUGACUAUGGGACUUCUACCCGGUUUGGGUUCUGCUUUCUUAUACCAAGUGGCUGCUGUGGUAACUACCAAAUACUUCAAAAAACGAUUGGCUCUUUCUACAGCUAUUGCCCGUUCUGGGAUGGGACUGACUUUUCUUUUGGCACCCUUUACAAAAUUCCUGAUAGAUCUGUAUGACUGGACAGGAGCCCUUAUAUUAUUUGGAGCUAUCGCAUUGAAUUUGGUGCCUUCUAGUAUGCUCUUAAGACCCAUCCAUAUCAAAAGUGAGAACAAUUCUGGUAUUAAAGAUAAAGGCAGCAGUUUGUCUGCACAUGGUCCAGAGGCACAUGCAACAGAAACACACUGCCAUGAGACAGAAGAGUCUACCAUCAAGGACAGUACUACGCAGAAGGCUGGACUACCUAGCAAAAAUUUAACAGUCUCACAAAAUCAAAGUGAAGAGUUCUACAAUGGGCCUAACAGGAACAGACUGUUAUUAAAGAGUGAUGAAGAAAGUGAUAAGGUUAUUUCGUGGAGCUGCAAACAACUGUUUGACAUUUCUCUCUUUAGAAAUCCUUUCUUCUACAUAUUUACUUGGUCUUUUCUCCUCAGUCAGUUAGCAUACUUCAUCCCUACCUUUCACCUGGUAGCCAGAGCCAAAACACUGGGGAUUGACAUCAUGGAUGCCUCUUACCUUGUUUCUGUAGCAGGUAUCCUUGAGACGGUCAGUCAGAUUAUUUCUGGAUGGGUUGCUGAUCAAAACUGGAUUAAGAAGUAUCAUUACCACAAGUCUUACCUCAUCCUCUGCGGCAUCACUAACCUGCUUGCUCCUUUAGCCACCACAUUUCCACUACUUAUGACCUACACCAUCUGCUUUGCCAUCUUUGCUGGUGGUUACCUGGCAUUGAUACUGCCUGUACUGGUUGAUCUGUGUAGGAAUUCUACAGUAAACAGGUUUUUGGGACUUGCCAGUUUCUUUGCUGGGAUGGCUGUCCUUUCUGGACCACCUAUAGCAGGCUGGUUAUAUGAUUAUACCCAGACAUACAAUGGCUCUUUCUACUUCUCUGGCAUAUGCUAUCUCCUCUCUUCAGUUUCCUUUUUUUUUGUACCAUUGGCCGAAAGAUGGAAAAACAGUCUGACCUGAAAGAAAGAAGACUGCAAUCAAGUGAGAGCUAAACAAAAGAAAACCUAAACUAAUGUCAUUGGAAACAAAAGCUUGAAAGAAACACAUCGCAUCUACAUUUGUAACAUGAGAAGGAAAACAAUUUUUUUUUUUUUUUUUUUGAGACGGAGUCUCGCUCUUUCGCCCAGGCUGGAGUGCAGUGGCGCAAUCUCGGCUCACUGUAAUCUCCGCCUCCUGGGUUCAAGGGAUUCUCCUGCCUCAGCCUCCCAAGUAGCUGGGACUACAGGCACACGCCACCACACCCAGCUAAUUUUUUGUAUUUUUAGUAGAGGCGGGGUUUCACCAUGUUAGCCAGGAUGGUCUCCAUCUCCUGACCUCGUGAUCCGCCCGCCUUGUCCUCCAAAGUGCUGGGAUUACAGGCAUGAGCCACUGGGCGCGGCCAGAUAAGUUUUUAAGGUUCCUUCUUGCUUUAGCAUUCUGAGAAAUGUCUAAUUGGUAGUAAGACAAGAGUAAUAGCAACCUGUAUUGUUAGUAUUUAACCAAAUAGGCUAAAAUUUUAAUCAGGUACCUUAUGUAUUAAAUAGAAAUCGGAAUGUACCAUAAUAAAUCCAAACUCUCAAUUACGCCAUGGUAAUUCAGUCACUAAAAUAUGUAAAGAUAGAAAAUUUUUUAAUUUAAAGAAGUGUGAAACAUAGCCAUUGAUUGAUCAGAAUUCUGGAAUCUGAAUAUUAAAACCUUACUUAGUGACUGGAAUGGUAUAUGCUCCCUCCAAAAGUUUAUCUUUGUUUAUUGAUUAAAGGUAAUCCUUACUUUCUUUGUAUUACUUAGGUUCUUAAUUAAAGGUAAUCCUUACUUUCUUUGUAUUACUUAGGUUCUUAAAUUUCUAUGAUAAACAUGUAUUGCUAAAUAAUAAAAAGUAUAUAAAAAUUG
Homo sapiens (human) is the source of this 2697-nucleotide messenger RNA. It is a transcript of the gene SLC16A4, whose product is annotated as solute carrier family 16 member 4. The coding region runs from base 325 to 1788 and encodes 487 amino acids. Gene Ontology annotation, biological process: transmembrane transport. Gene Ontology annotation, cellular component: plasma membrane. The transcript has 10 exons. Gene Ontology annotation, molecular function: transmembrane transporter activity. Lineage: Eukaryota; Metazoa; Chordata; Mammalia; Primates; Hominidae. The record is from RefSeq and is a predicted model, not a curated record.